UUCUAAAGAAUUUUGUAGCGAAGUUUUGUUGCGGUGUCUAAGAUGAAGAAGGAUCUGUUCGAUGCUUGGGAAAGUGGCGAUGUUGAAACAAUCAAAAAGUUAUGUAAGGAGAAUAGCCAUGUUCUGUGUGACGUUACUUUCCAAGGCGAUACUCCUCUGCAUAUAGCUGCAAGGAAAGGCCAUCUAGAAUCUGUUAAAACGAUUCUUUCAAAGAAGCCCUCUUUGGCUGGAGCUCGAAACGAGGAUAAUAAUCAGCCUCUGCACGAAGCUGCUAAAUGCGGUAACCCAGAUCUAGUCGAAACUCUGCUUCAAUGCAAAAAGAGUGCUGUCUGCCAUUACAAUAACUUUGGUGAGACAGCUCUGAUAAUAGCUUCCAAAUAUGGCCACAUGCAAGUAGUCGAGAAAUUGUUGAACAGCAAGUUAUGUAAAGAUAGAAUUGAAUGGAAAGUAUCUGUUAAAGAGGCAGCUUAUCGGGGUUAUAAAGAUGUAGUUGAGGCACUGCUUAACGAUCCCAUCAAAAUCACCCAGUUCAACAAGUUCAGAGAUCGCGCUGUUGGUUUCCCCUCAUUUGCUUUUGGAACUCCGAUUCUGCAUAGAGCCGUGCAAGGAGGACAUCUUGAGAUCGUUAAGGCAAUAUUAAAUAAUAGUUAUUGGAAAGAUGAUUUAAUGACAGAGAAGGAUGAACAUAGAAGGUGCGCAAUUCACGUAGCAGCCAUGGAAGGCCGUUGGGAUAUAAUCAAUGAAUUUUUGUCCAGAAUGCCAAGAUGUGUAGAAAUCCGCAAUUCUGAGCACAGAUCUGUUCUACACAUUGCUGUGGAAUAUAAUAAAUUUGAGGUAGUGCACAAUCUACUAGUAAACAAAGAAGCAGAAACAGUGAGAGAACUAGUCAGCCGCGACCAUGACAAUUCUCGCAAUACAGCACUACAUUUGGCAGCCAUAAAUAAAGUGGAUUCCCAGCUACUAGAAUGUCUUCUCUCACCUCCAGGUGUAGACGUGAAUGCCCUGAAUCUCGAUGUGAAUGCUCUGAACGAUGAAGACAUGACUGCACUUGACAUAGCAUCAGCUGCUCAUGAACACGAUCCCAUCAUAGAGAAACUGGAAGCUGCAGGAGCUACUCGGUGUAGUCUCGUACAAAAAACUCAUACAACUUCCAAGACAAAACAAGGAAGUGCCAAAGAUGCCACCGAUAUACACGUGAUUGUGGCAUCACUGAUUGCCACCGUCACAUUUGCAGCCAUCUUUCAAAUCCCGGGCGGAAUUGAGGAUGACAAACACAGUAUACAGUAUGGAGGUGCCAGGUUAGCAUUCCAUAAAGUUUUCAAAUUGUUUCUGUUUUUUGACACUGCGGCCUUCUCUACUUCCCUUGUAUUCGUCGGCCUGUGGUUAAACCGAGAAGAGGGGCAGCCUACCAAUUUUUAAAGGCCGUCAACGCUGUCCCGUGUGUCUGUAUUGAGUCUGACAUUCUCAAUAUUGUGGACAAUAGUCGCAUUCACUAGUGCCGCUAUUCUCGUUAUACUACCCCGUCACGAACCGAGCCUAGAAAGUGAGAAUAAGAAAUCCUUCGAUAAAUAUGAAUCGCUUUUGGGAUACGAGGGUUAUUUCGCAGUCCUUCCACCAAUCCUUGCUACCUUUUUUGUUAUGAGUUUAGGUUGGCCUUGGAUGCGUGGAGUGAUGCAGAAUUUAGGAGGCAUCGUUGCUU
This is a messenger RNA of Cryptomeria japonica (Japanese cedar), 1699 nucleotides long. Its product is annotated as ankyrin repeat-containing protein ITN1. Lineage: Eukaryota; Viridiplantae; Streptophyta; Pinopsida; Cupressales; Cupressaceae. Gene Ontology annotation, cellular component: plasma membrane. The record is from RefSeq and is a predicted model, not a curated record. Bases 43 to 1419 code for a protein of 458 amino acids. The transcript has 3 exons. Gene Ontology annotation, molecular function: protein phosphatase 1 binding; protein phosphatase regulator activity.